Messenger RNA from Medicago truncatula (barrel medic), 3507 nucleotides. RefSeq names its product putative white-brown complex homolog protein 30. Gene Ontology annotation, biological process: transmembrane transport. The transcript has 14 exons. Lineage: Eukaryota; Viridiplantae; Streptophyta; Magnoliopsida; Fabales; Fabaceae. Gene Ontology annotation, molecular function: ATP hydrolysis activity; ABC-type transporter activity; ATP binding. The coding region runs from base 10 to 3324 and encodes 1104 amino acids. The record is from RefSeq and is a predicted model, not a curated record. Gene Ontology annotation, cellular component: membrane.
UAACAAUUCAUGGCACAUUAUGCCUUGCUUCAUGAUCAAGCAAUACCUUCACAAGAUGUUACAAUGGAAAUGAAUGGAAUGAUGAUGAAGGCCUCAUUGGUCUCUCACAUUUUAUUCUUGUCCAUUUUUACCUUCACAAGUUUGCUACUACUACCACAGAUUCAAUGUGCAGAUAAAGAUAAACCUUUAGCACCUUCGCUUUACACAGAAGAAAUCUACAAAGAGCUUGAAGGUCUUACUAUCACUUUAACAAGAAACAUCAAGGAAGAUUUAGGUUUCUGCAUAAAGGAUGUGAAUAAAGAUUGGGAGGAAGCCUUUGAUUUUAAAGGAAAGUUGGACUUUGUAGAUGCUUGUGUUAAGCAAAAAGGUGAUUUUAGAGACAGAAUGUGUACCACUGCUGAAAUAAGGUACUACUUUCAGAGUUUUUUCCUACAACAAGGCACAUCUGCAAGUUAUGUAAAACCUAACAUAAAUUGCAACUUGACUUCAUGGGGUUCUGGUUGUGAACCUGGUUGGAGUUGUAGUGCUGCUGAGAGAAUUGAUCUCAAAAAUGAUAUAAAAGAUAUUCCUUCAAGAAUUGAUGAUUGUCAACCUUGUUGUGAAGGGUUUUUCUGUCCUCAAGGAUUAACUUGCAUGAUAACAUGUCCACUUGGUUCUUAUUGUCCACUUGCAAAAUUGAAUCCAAUAACUGGAGUAUGCGAUCCUUAUAGUUACCAAAUUCCUGCAGGAGAAACAAAUCAUACUUGUGGUAGUGCUGAUAUUUGGUCUGGUGUUGUCAACAAUAGUAAUAUCUUCUGUUCUCCAGGAUCAUAUUGUCCUUCUCCAACGAGCAAAGUUUCUUGCGAUAAAGGAUAUUACUGCAGGAUGGGUUCAACUCAUCAAAAUCCAUGCUUCAGUUUGAGUAGCUGUAAUCCAAACACAGCAACCCAAAACAUGCAUGCUUACGGCGCAUUGAUUAUUGUUGCUAUGAGUACUCUUCUGAUCUUCAUUUAUAACUGUUCUGAUCAAGUGCUAGCUACUAGAGAAAGAAGAAAGGCAAAAUCAAGAGAAGCUGCAGCAAAACACGUAAGAGAAACGGUACAGGCUCGCGAAAAAUGGAAACAAGCAAGAGAUUUGGCUAAAAAAGGUUCAGAGGGACUGCAAAAGCAGCUGUCUCGAACCUUUUCGCGCAAGAAAUCUGUGAAACAAGGACCCCUAUUUCCAUCAACGCCUCCAGAUCCACCAAGCAAAUAUAAGGAGCCUAGCAAUCUUACUAAAAUUAUGAAUUCCAUUGAGGAUGAUGAACAUGAAGGAUUUGAUUUUCAGAUUGGUGACAAGAACAUUAAAAAGCAAAUGCCAAAGGGAAAAAAAUUAAACACUCAUAGCCAAAUUUUAAGGUAUGCUUAUGGUCAAAUUGAGAAGGAGAAAGCUCAGCAAGAACAAAACAAGAACUUGACAUUCUCAGGAUUAAUUUCGAUGGCUGGUGAAGGUGAGGAAGUAAACACAAGACCUCCUAUUGAGGUAGCUUUCAAUAAUCUAACCCUGACAUUGAAGGGUAAAAACAAACAUAUACUGAGGUGUGUGAGUGGUAAAAUCAUGCCUGGUCGAGUUUCUGCUGUUAUGGGACCCUCAGGAGCUGGAAAAACCACAUUUCUUUCAGCUUUGGCUGGAAAAGCAAGAGGAUGCACUAUGUCAGGCUCAAUUCUAGUUAAUGGAAAAAAUGAAUCCAUUCACUCUUAUAAGAAAAUUACUGGUUUUGUGCCACAGGAUGAUAUUGUACAUGGAAACUUGACAGUAGAGGAAAAUCUCCGUUUUAGCGCAAGAUGCAGGCUCCCUGCAGACAUGUCGAAACCAGAUAAGGUUCUGAUUGUUGAAAGGGUGAUUGAGUCCUUAGGACUACAGCCAGUAAGGGAUUCUCUAGUUGGGACAAUAGAGAAGAGAGGCAUAUCCGGAGGGCAAAGAAAACGUGUAAAUGUAGGACUAGAGAUGGUGAUGGAACCUUCAUUAUUAAUCUUAGAUGAGCCUACAACUGGUUUGGACAGCGCAUCUUCUAGUUUACUUCUUAAAGCGCUUCGUCGUGAAGCUCUUGAAGGUGUAAACAUAUGCAUGGUACUUCACCAACCAAGUUAUACCUUGUUUAGAAUGUUUGAUGAUAUAGUAUUUCUAGCAAAAGGUGGUCUUACAGCAUAUCAUGGUCCAGUGAAAAAAGUAGAAGAAUACUUUUCUGGCAUUGGAAUCCCUGUACCGGAUCGCGUUAAUCCUCCGGACCAUUUUAUUGAUAUUCUGGAAGGUUUAGAGAAACCAACUUCAGGUCUAACUAUUGAAACACUUCCUGUUAGAUGGAUGCUUCAUAAUGGAUACCCAGUACCACCAGAUAUGCUUCAUUUGGCUGAUAAAAUCGCCACUCCUUCACCCUCAACCACAAAUGCAACUCUUACGUCAAAGGGUACUGAGGAAACUUCUGAUCAAUCCUUUUUUAUAGAGUUUUGGGAGGAUUUGAAGAAUAAUAUUAGGAUCCAAGGAGAUCAUGUAGAAGCAAUAUUCUCAAGAACAAAGGACUUAUCUAACCGAAAGACUCCUAAUGUAGCCCAACAAUACAGAUACUUCGUUGGCCGGGUUAGUAAGCAGCUGCUUCGAGAAGCACAAUUACAAGCAAUCGACUAUCUCCUUUUAUUGGUGGCCGGUGCUAUCUUAGGAACUCUUACCAAAGUAAAUGAUGAAACAUUUGGGUCCCUUGGCUAUACAUACACAGUUAUUUCUGUUUCUCUACUUUGCAAGAUUGCAGCACUUAGAUCGUUUACUACGGAUAAGUUACAAUACUGGAGGGAAAGUGCAGCUGGGAUAAGCAGUCUAGCCCAUUUUCUAGCGAAAGAUACAAUCGAUCUUUUCAGUACAAUCAUCAAACCUGUAGUUUAUCUCUCCAUGUUCUAUUUUUUAAGUAAUCCAAGGUCAACCUUUGGAAGCAAUUAUAUAGUUUUGGUUUGUUUGGUGUACUGUGUCACUGGUAUGGCUUAUGCAUUAGCCAUCUUCUUUCAGCCUAGUCCUGCUCAGCUGUGGUCAGUGCUUCUUCCUGUUGUUAUGACUCUCAUUGCUAAACAGAAUAGAGAUACUAUAUUUAUGAAGAUCUUAGUACAAUUGUGCUAUCCUAAAUGGGCUUUGGAGGCCUUUAUCAUUGCAAAUGCUGAAAGGUACACUGGAGUAUGGUUGAUAACUCGUUGUAGUUCACUGAUGAACAGUGGUUAUGAUCUCAAUGAAUGGCUCAUUUGUCUACUUGUACUCAUUUUGAAUGGAAUAAUUGCCCGAAUUGUAGCCUUCAUUUGUUUGGUAUUGUCACAAAAGAGGUGAUUUGGGAUGUAUGAUAUCUCACAGUUCAGAUCCUCUAAUUGUUUCUAGCCUCUAAAGCCAAAGAUCGGUUGAUCUUUGGCAGUAGAAGACGGAGACAUCUGAGACGAUAUAGGUUCGAUAGUGUAUAAACCAUUGUUUAUAAAAUGUGAAUGUGAUGCUAGAUUCAGUCAACUAAGUAGGAUU